AUGGCCACGAUCAUCAUCGGCUUGUAUUACCCUCGGCCGCGAAACCACAUACGGCUGCUGAACAUCCUGCCUGACCGCGACGGGACAAUCGAGUGCAUCCUGGAAGCAGUCGAUCUCAAACGCCGACCACUGUACAAUGCACUCUACCACACAUGCGACAAUCCUCCGCCAGACCUCAUCUUCUCAAUCAAAGAAGCAGGCACCUCGUCCUCACUCCUCAGCCGCAUCUUAAGCCUUUUCCGCCGCCAUCCGUCCCACAAGAUCGCACCACCCUCGACGCAAAAACCAUCGAUUUUCAUAAACGGCAUCCGCAGAGCUGUAAGCCCGAGUCUAUACACCCUGCUCCUGCGCCUGAGCGAGCCGGACCUUUUGACGGAUAUCCCCAUCUGGGUGGAUGAGGUGUGUGUUAAUCAAGGUGAUGUGGUGGAGAGGGCUGAGCAGGUUGCUAUGGUGGCCUGGAAUGCGCGCUCUGCGGGUGGUGGGGUGGAUGUGGAUGUUAUGGUGGUGAGGCCUGGGGGGUAG
Messenger RNA from Fulvia fulva, 522 nucleotides. RefSeq lists its product as uncharacterized. The transcript has a single exon. NCBI's taxonomy places the organism in Eukaryota, Fungi, Ascomycota, Dothideomycetes, Mycosphaerellales, Mycosphaerellaceae. Bases 1 to 522 code for a protein of 173 amino acids. The record is from RefSeq and is a predicted model, not a curated record.